AUGGCGACGGGUCUGCGAUGGCUGGUGGCGUCACAGGGCGAUGCCAAGCACAUUGGAUGGGCCCAUCCACUGGUGGCGUGUGUGGUGUACUACCUGGCUGUCGUGCCUGCGUCGUGGUGGGCGAGCGUGUGGCUAGGUGGCACAGCGAGUGGCGGCAGAGGCGACAGCGGAGGCGACCAAGGUGUGACGGGCUACGAGCUAGGCUACUGGCCGGGCGUGUGCAAGGGACUGGUGGCGUAUUUGGCUGUUCUCCUCGGCUCGAGGCUGGUGACCAAGGGCUCGGUGGUGCUGUAUGAGUUCAUGUGGGGCUGCAACGUGGCGCUCGUUCUUGGCGCCCUUGCCGGAGCCACCGGAAACGCCUUGCUGCUCGCUGGCGCUGUCGUCUCGGUGGCGGUCGAUCAGGUCAUGUGGUAUGUCGACAUUGCGGCCUACGUCAUCACGGGCUCCUUUCCCAUCGGCGUGGCAAAGUAUCUCAUCUGGCCCACCACCGGAUGGGUCCAGCGCGCCACCUCCGGUCAUCACCUCGCCUUUAUCCCGCUCGCGCUGUGGAUGCUUGGCGAGGCGCAGACUGGUUUUCCGCCGGGCACCUUUGCGCUCUCGAUCGUGGUGCUGGUGGUCGAGGGCGGAGCCACGCGGCUCCUGGCCCCGUUCUCUAUUGUGUAUCCCUCGCGGCCGCCGCUCAUGCUCAACAUCAACCUCACCCACGAGUGCUGGACGGACGUCCCCUUCGCCCUGCUGCACAUUGCCGACGGCGCGUCGUUUCUCCCCGCCAUGGCCUGGCUCGUCACCGUCUGGUCGUCGACCAACGCCAUCUGCUACGCCGUCCUGCUCGCCAUCGAGUCAGUUGUCUACGGCGUGUGA
Thecamonas trahens ATCC 50062 is the source of this 861-nucleotide messenger RNA. RefSeq lists its product as uncharacterized. NCBI's taxonomy places the organism in Eukaryota, Apusomonadida, Apusomonadidae. The coding region runs from base 1 to 861 and encodes 286 amino acids. The record is from RefSeq and is a predicted model, not a curated record. The transcript has a single exon.